Messenger RNA from Erigeron canadensis, 924 nucleotides. RefSeq lists its product as uncharacterized. NCBI's taxonomy places the organism in Eukaryota, Viridiplantae, Streptophyta, Magnoliopsida, Asterales, Asteraceae. The transcript is spliced from 6 exons. The coding region runs from base 1 to 924 and encodes 307 amino acids. Gene Ontology annotation, biological process: DNA integration. Gene Ontology annotation, molecular function: nucleic acid binding. The record is from RefSeq and is a predicted model, not a curated record.
AUGAUUUCCAGGUUUAAGAGUGUGGGUGCUAGACUUGGAGAUGAAGAACUUAUCAGAAAACUGUUCAAUUCAAUAGCGCAGUUUGUAUAUAUGGAGAAAAUGCCGUUUGAAGAAGCUAUAGGGAGACUGGAAGCGUUUGAAGAUAGACUAAGGAAUAGACAGAAGGAUGCAGAUGGUGAUAAUGAGGGUCAGGGAGAUCAAGUUCAAAUACUUACAGAGGAGGUGGUGGCAGAAGUGGGUCUAGAGGCAGAGGCAGAGGUGGCCAUGGGGGGAAGGAUAAGGCUGAUGAUGCAAACCCUACUCAAAGGAAUGAAGAGGAAAUGUAGCUGUUGUUACUUGUUAACAGAACGAGAGGAAGAAGCACAAACCAUGGUUUUGCUCAAUGAGAAGAGAUUAUUUCCUAAGAAGUAUGAAGGUAUGAAGGACUUGUUUGCAGAAUUAGAUGAAAGCAUUACAGGUAAGGUGAGGUUUGGUGAUGGCUCAAAGAGCUAUAUCAUUAGCCUUGGUCAGAUGACAGAGGAAGGCUAUGAUAUAUGGAUGCACAAUGAGUUCUUGAGGAUGUAUGAUCGAGAGAAUGAUCAUGAAGAUGCAGAGGUCGUUGAACAGGAUGGGACACGCCAACUUCCAUAUGUGACAAAGAAAGGGUUGGUGACGCAAAUGCCUGGAAUAUUGCAUACAACACAGGUGUGUGAAGGGACAAAGGUUGAAGCAUUGACAAAGUUCAAGACCUUUACAGCUGAAAUCGAGAAUAAAACUACUUUCAUGGUCAAGAUGCUGAGAACAGAUAGAGGGAGCGAGUUCAAUUCGAAUGAAUUCAUAGGAUUCUAUAAACAUGAUGGCAUCAAGAGGAAAACAACACCCUAUACUCCACAACAAAACAGUGUUGUGGAGCGAAGAAAUUUGAGCAGUCCUGGGUAUGACUAG